Cutaneotrichosporon oleaginosum is the source of this 1479-nucleotide messenger RNA. RefSeq lists its product as uncharacterized. Gene Ontology annotation, cellular component: membrane. NCBI's taxonomy places the organism in Eukaryota, Fungi, Basidiomycota, Tremellomycetes, Trichosporonales, Trichosporonaceae. Gene Ontology annotation, molecular function: transmembrane transporter activity. Gene Ontology annotation, biological process: transmembrane transport. The record is from RefSeq and is a predicted model, not a curated record.
AUGCGCCAGAGCCAGGAAAAGCCAGAGGUCGAGCACCGCGAGUCGAUUGACGACAUCGAGAAGGUCGCGCCGGUCGAGGAGCUGCCGCUCGAUCCCAAGAUGGACCGGCGGGUCAAGUUGAAGAUCGACUUCAUCCUCAUGCCGGUGCUGUGCUUCAUCUAUGCCCUCAACUAUCUCGACAAGACGGCGCUCACGUACGCCUCAGUCAUGGGCCUGUUUAAGGAUACUGGCAUCAAUGGGACGCAGUACUCGUGGGUGGCGUCCAUCUACUACUUUGGCUACCUCGUCGGCGCCUACCCUAUGGUAAUCGGGCUGCAGCGAUUCCCGUCAGCCAAGUUCACCGCCAUCAACAUUGUGAUCUGGGGCGUAGCUGUGGCCUGCACGGCGCUGUGUAAGAACUACGCGGGGCUCCUCGGACUUCGCUUCAUGCUUGGCGUCUUCGAGGCCGUCAUCUACCCGGCGAUCGUCAUGAUCACAGCCGAGUGGUACAAGCCGCGCGAGCAGGGCACACGCACGGGCGUGUGGGGCUCGAUGACGGCGUGGGGUUGCAUCCUCGGAGGUGCAGUGGCAUACGCGCUCGUGGAGCGGCAGACAGCCGGCACGCUCGCCAUCCCAGGCUGGGAGAUUGUCUUCAUCUGGCUCGGGGCCAUGACGGUUUUCUGCGGGGUCGUCUUCUUCUUCUUCGUUCCCGACAGCAUUGAGAAAGCGUGGUUCCUCGACGCUGAGGAGAAAGCCGUCGCGCAUCGCCGCACCCUCGAGAACAAGCAGCACAUCGGCGAACGCGAGUGGAAGUGGUACCAGGUGCGCGAGUGCCUGCGCGACCCCCAGUGUUACCUCCUGCUCUUCGUGACGAUUUGCUCGAACAUCCCCACGGGCGGUUUGACGAACUUCUUCGCCCUUAUCGUGCAAGGGCUCGGCUUUACGCCUGCCGAGACCCUCCUCCUAACGAUGGGGAACGCGACACUCGGCAUCGCCACGAUGGUGCUCAUGUUCGCAGGCGACAAGGCGCGCUGCCGCUCCCUCGUGUCCGGCCUCGGGCCGCUCAUCUCCAUCGCAGGCGCCGCGAUGCUCUGGGCGCUGCCGGCCGAAAAGAAGAUUGCGCGCCUCAUCGGCUUCUUCCUGUGUAUCUGGAACUCGAUCGCGACGUACAUCAUCACGUCGUUCAUCACGACCAACAUCGCUGGCCGCACGAAGAAGUCUGUCAUGAGUGGCGCGUACCUCGUCGUCUUCUGCGUCGGAAACCUCAUCGGCCCGCAGACGUUCAGGGAGAAGUAUGCCCCACGUUACGCCCCGGCGCUGAUUACGCACAUUGCCCUCACGUCGACGAACGUAUGCCUCUUCGUUGUGCUCUUCCUCUACUACCGCAGGGAGAAUGCGCGGCGCGACCGCGAGCACGGGCCCGUCGUGCCCGUCAAGAAGGACGAGUGGGUCGAUCUGACCGAUGUGGAGAACGAGACGGGGUUCCGCUACGUGUAUUAG